Messenger RNA from Rhizophagus irregularis DAOM 181602=DAOM 197198, 2654 nucleotides. Lineage: Eukaryota; Fungi; Glomeromycota; Glomeromycetes; Glomerales; Glomeraceae. The record is from RefSeq and is a predicted model, not a curated record.
UUCUAAAGUUGAGCCUUCAUUGAUCCUGCCUUUUGCUCCCAUUGAAGACGAACCAAUGUCAUCUUUGACGGUUGAAAAGACUAAAGUUACUUCAACUGACACUUCACCUCCAAUACCAUCUCUUGUCAGUGAGGCAAAAACCAAAGAAGUAGGUUUACAACCUACUGGAGACACCAGAAGUGUCGAAGAAAGAAAUCUGACGUGAGUUUGUACAGCUAUGGUUUGCUUGGACACAAACGACACCACCCUGGUCACUUUCGCGAUGAUCCAGUAGGUUUUAUGAUGCAAAUGGGUGCUUUUUAUCAAGGAACGGGCUGGAGAAGUUACAAAAAUUAUAUAGGAACACGGAUAUUAUAUGAAGGAUAUACAGAAGAAGUUAAAGAACGAGUUCUUAAUAGUGAACGUGUCCUUUAUAUGAUUGCUUAUUUGGCCGAAAAACAGGCAAAUCUACUUGCUCAAACAAUACCAAAUGCAACUUCAAAAAUGAUUGCAAGAAGGAAGAAAUUACUAGAAAAGGAAUUACAAGCUGUUGCAAAUGGGAUGGUUGAUAAAUUAGUAGCUGAUCUUAAUAGUUUGAGAUUUAUUAGACUUUUCGGUUUCUUUGUAAAUAAUAUACUAGUAAGGAUGUAUCAUCAGGGAGUUCACAUAUCAGAACGCGAGUUUCUUGAGCUUCGUCGGGUGGCUAUUCAUGCUGCUCAAAAUUCGCAAUCUCUUAUUAUUCUUCCUUGUCACAAAUCUCAUAUCGAUUAUCUUGUCAUAUCUUAUAUGUUUUUCCGAUUGGGUCUAGCACUUCCACAUAUUGCCGCAGGAAAUAAUCUUGAUUUACCAAUUGUUGGUAGGAUUCUUAAACGAGGUGGUGCAUUUUAUAUCCGUCGUUCUUGGGGAGAGGAUCAACUUUAUGGAAGUGUAGUUAAAGAAUAUCUAGAGGGUUUAUUGGAACGUGGUCAUAAUAUUGAAUGUUUCAUAGAAGGAACCAGAAGUAGGACUGGAAAAUUGUUACCACCGAAGUUGGGUAUUUUAAAAAUUGUAUUGGAUUGUAUACUAUCGGGAAGAGCAAAGGAUUGUUGGAUUGUUCCCAUGUCUAUCCAAUAUGAUAAAGUGAUCGAGACAGAGACUUAUGUCAAUGAAUUAUUAGGAAAUCCCAAAGAAAGGGAAAGUUUAUGGGGUAUAGUAACUAAUACAAGAUUAUUACAGUUGAAGUGGGGUCGAAUUGACGUGCGAUUUGCCAAGCCUUAUUCUCUUCAAGGAUUUAUUAAUGAACAGAUUGGGAGAAGAAAAUCAUUUGAUCCAAAUAGUGAACAACAAAAAAUUACGUUAUUGAGAGCUCUUGGCUACCAGGUUUUGUCAGAUAUUAAUUCAGUUUCAGUAGUAAUGCCGACCGCUCUUGUCGGUACCGUAAUAUUGACAUUACGUGGUCGAGGAGUUGGUAGAAAUGAAUUAAUUAGACGUGUAGAAUGGUUAAGAACCGCAAUCCUAGCUAAGGGAGGACGAGUAGCAGAUUUUAGUGGUAUGACCAUAGGAGAGAUAGUUGAUAGAGCUAUCACUGUAUUAAAAGAUUUAAUUAAAGAACGAAAAGAGUUGUUGGAACCAGUUUUUUAUGCCGAAAAAAGAUUUGAAUUAAGCUUUUAUCGAAAUCAGGUGAUGCAUCUGUUUGUAUCAGAGGCCAUUGUUUCUGCAGCAAUGUAUACAAAAAUAAAACAGGGAGGAGCAAAAUCAACACAGCGACUUCAUAUAUCUACACUUUUAGAUGAAGUGACAUUUUUAUCACAGUUGUUGAAGGUUGAAUUUGUAUAUCAACCGGGUGAGAUCGAAAUAAAUUUGGAGAAUACAAUAAAGGGAUUAAUAAAUGACCAAGUCAUGAAACUUGAAGGCGAAUAUGUUUUAUUAUCUGAUAGGGAAAGAGCGAUUGGACGAGAGAACUAUGAUUUUUACUGCUUCCUGAUAUGGCCGUUUAUUGAAACAUAUUGGUUAGCAGCUAUUAGUUUAUUCUCUAUGACACCAACUAAUUCUCCUCAACCUACAACAACAAUCGUAAACAAAACUACGUCAAAAAAACCUGUUCCUAUAAUAUGGUUUAAUGAACAAGAUUUUCAUAAUAAAUGUCAAAUAUUUGGCAAAACUUUAUAUUAUCAGGGAGAUUUAUCAUAUUUUGAAGCUAUAAAUAAGGAAACGUUAAAAAAUGCAUUUAUUAGAUUAGAAGAAGUAGGACUUAUAAUGGUAAAACGUAGUCACAACACAAAAGUAAUGACAACAAUUGCAUUAUCUCCUGAUUAUAUACCAACAAGGAAUUCUGAAGGAGCGAUAGAACCAAAGGGUAAAUUAUGGGAUUUAGUUGAAAGAAUUGGUAAAUUUCGUAGAGAAGGAAAAAACCGCAGAGAUAACGCUACUGUAAGCUCACGUGUAUUAAGAUUAGCUGAAAUAGUAGGUACACCUACCACGGCUGAUGUUGUUGUAAUGACUAAUUUAAUGAGUAGACCGGUUAAAGCCGGUAAACCAGAGGCCAAACUUUAACUCGUUUCUUAUACUCCUCAAAUAAUAUUAUUAUUUAUUCAUAUAUAGAAAUUUAUAAUAUUUUUUGAAAAAUUGGUAAAAAAUGAUUGUCCUAUUUAAAAAAAAAUAAAAAACGAAAAAUUUAAAGCGAAAAAAAAAAAAAA